This is a messenger RNA of Sycon ciliatum, 3329 nucleotides long. Its product is annotated as mitogen-activated protein kinase kinase kinase kinase 3-like. Gene Ontology annotation, biological process: protein phosphorylation; intracellular signal transduction. The record is from RefSeq and is a predicted model, not a curated record. Gene Ontology annotation, cellular component: cytoplasm. The coding region runs from base 545 to 3010 and encodes 821 amino acids. Gene Ontology annotation, molecular function: ATP binding; MAP kinase kinase kinase kinase activity. The transcript is spliced from 9 exons. NCBI's taxonomy places the organism in Eukaryota, Metazoa, Porifera, Calcarea, Leucosolenida, Sycettidae.
AAGAGAUCAAGAGCGAGAAUUUCGUGCCGCGUGUGCAUGUGCCGUGGUGAAAAAGAGAGAGAGAGAGAGGGAGAGAAAGGGGGGAAUACUGGACAGAGCAGUAGUACUGUAGUAGUUCACUUGACAGUAUUCAGUAACUGUAGUCUGUAGGUCGUUGUUCCCUGCUGCUCUUGUCCCGCUGUUGAACUUGGAGUGGACGUGUACUGUGGAGCGUAGCAGCAGUGCAGUGUGCCUGCGGCAUAGACUCGAGCGCUCGCGCUCCUGGGCCCCCUGCGUGUGCUCCGUGUGCAGUAGUAAUAACACAGCCCAUGUGAGUGAAAGAAAAAAAUAGGUGCAAGAAAUUCGGCAAUGUCCUGAAAAAGCGCUCGACAUACAGCAGUGAGAUAACCUCGUUUGGAAGAGACGAAAGCGCUAGCGCUACGAGAAACCCACCGCGUCGACAGGCGCUCAGCUUCACCAAACCCUCCCCGCACUGCUACAGGACUCUGCGGAAUAGCUAGCGGCUGUUUGGACGUGUGCUACACCUAGUGUUGGUGCCCGAGCGAUGGCCGACGCUUCGCUCUUUUCUCGGCGUAAUCCUGAAGAUGAGUUCGAGCUAAUCAAAAAGGUUGGAAGCGGUACGUAUGGCGAAGUCUACAAGGCCAAGGUGGUCAAAAGCGGACUGUACAGUGCGCUGAAGAUUAUCAACAUCGACCAGGGCGAUGACUUCGCCAUUAUCCAGCAGGAGAUUCAGAUCUUGGCGGACUGCAAGCACCCGAACAUCGUGGCCUACUUCGGCAGCUACCUGCGCAAGGAUAAGCUGUGGAUCGCCAUGGAGUACUGUGGCGGCGGCAGCCUGCAAGAUAUCUACAACGUGACGGGCGGCCUGAAUGAGCUGCAGAUCGCCUACGUUUGUAGAGAGACUCUGCAAGGUCUCGCCUAUCUCCACGAGAAGAACAAAAUGCAUCGAGACAUCAAAGGUGCCAACAUCCUUCUAACGGAGAAAGGAGAUGUGAAGUUAGCUGAUUUCGGCAUCGCCGCUCAGAUUACCAUGACACUAGGAAAGAGAAAAUCGUUCAUCGGCACACCCUACUGGAUGGCACCGGAGGUGGCAGCCGUCGAGAAGAAAGGCGGCUAUGAUCAAAAGUGUGACGUAUGGGCUGUUGGCAUAGUCGCCAUUGAACUAGCGGAGACACAACCUCCAAUGUUCGACCUUCACCCGAUGCGAGCUCUCUACCUCAUGUCGAAGUCGAACUUCAAGCCACCGCAGCUGAAGCACCGCGCAAAGUGGAGUGCCGAGAUGCACGACUUCGUCAAGUUCAGCCUCAAGCGCGACUCGAAGAAGCGGCCGUCCGCCAAGGAGCUCCUGAAGCACCCGUUCUGCGAUCGUCCGCUGGUACGCGAGCUCAUGACCAACCUGCUCCACCAGGCCAUGAACCCGGAGGAUCUGACGCGCUCACAGGACGAGGAGGAGGAGGAGGAGGAGGUUGCGCACCCACCGGCCAAGACGUCGCAGCUGCAGCGCAUCAACUCCAGCCGCCACAAGCGCGAGUCGCGCACACCGAACAUCGAGCCAGGCGACCUGGGCGGCGUCGGCGAACUCAACCUGAUGCCGCCGAUCAGUCGACUGCAGGACCAGAACUGGGACGCGUCUCCGGCCAACGCCGCCGCCAGCGCCAACGAACCGCCGUCGUUUCCGCCACCGCAACGAUCGCACGCGGCAGCAGCGCCAUCGCAGGCAGUAGCGCCUAGCGCUGCCGCCGACAGUGCCAGCGCUCCUCCGCUGCCGCCCAGACCUCGCGGCGCAGCCCCUGGUCCCACGUCGCCGGGGACAACGGUGGGUGCUGCUGCGGCCGCUGCUGCUCCACCGCCGGUUGAAGUGGCCCCGCCGCGGCCGGCCAAGCCGAGCAUCAACCGACCAACACCCGUCGCGCCCAUCAUCAGUGCGCCGAGUGGCGGGUCUAACGAUGCUCCACCUCCGCCACUGCCAGACAGAAGACCAACGCAGAGACGAUCUGCUCAACAGACUACGUGCUUCUCGAAGAUUUUCAGCGGCUGCCCGUUGACAAUCCACUGUGCGUCGUCAUGGCUGGAGCCAGAAUCCCGCAGUCAACACAUCCUACUUGGCGCGGAAGAAGGCUUGUAUACGUUAAACUUGAACCAGGGUGUGGACGUGGCCAUGGAGCAAGUGUACCCACGCAAGUGUACCUGGCUCUUUGUCGUGCACAACGUACUAGUCUCCAUAUCCGGCGCCGCUGGUCAUUUAUGCAUGACCGAUCUAGUGCAGAUUCACGACAAGGGCACGGAGGGGUCUGCUCGCAGUAGUUUUGGCUCUCGCCGUCGUUUCAGUCACACAACGAAAGUGCCCGACUCUCGGGGCUCACUAAAGUGCUGUGUUGCAAGAAACCCGUUCAAUGACCAGCAGUAUCUGUGUGCGGCGACGGCAAAGUCUAUCAUUCUUAUGCAGUGGUAUGAGCCGCUUCAGAAGUUCAUGUUGGUAAAGACGUUUGACUCGCAGCUGCCGUCCCCGCUCAACGUGUUUGAGCCGUUCGUUGUCAAGACGGAGGAGUACCCCAUCAUCUGUGUCGGUGUCACACAAGGUGAAGGCGAGAAUGUCAAGUUCGACACGAUUAAUCUGAACAGCAAUGCCACCUGGUUUCCAAACAACGACACACAGAUAAGUAUCAAGACAUUGUGUCAACUCGAGAAAGACACGCUGGUGGUGGCGUGCGACGAUUCGGCAAAGUUCGUCAACCUGAGCGGCCAGCUGAAGACCUCAUCCCGGCAAGCGUCUGUGCUGACAUUCGAGCCACCACCAGAGCACAUAGUCUGCUUGCAGGGAUCAGUGCUCAGUUUCCACCGACACGGCAUGCUGGGAAAGAGCCUAUCGACACGGCAAGUCAUCGCACAGGUCACGGAUCCUACGCGUGUCUUCAGACUGCUCGGGUCGGAUCGUGUCAUUAUCAUCGAGAGCAGAAUGGUGGACGACGUCUCGGCAGCCUCCAAUCUCUACAUCCUGGCUGGCAACUAGUGACACAAGUGCACACGGCGUUGACCGGAAAUUACAAGCGUCCCAGCUCUGGUGUUGGUGUCGCCACAGCCAUCGCUGCCGCUGUUGUGCUUUGGCAUGUGCGGUGACAGGUGUCUGCCUCCAUCUCCUGCUCGGCCUUCUCUGCUGCAUCGCGUCCGCGCGUCUCGUUUCCAAACACCCCCGUCUGUGUGUGUUUUUGUGCACGCGCAUGCGAGGAAGCUCGGCUGAUCUGACGCGGAGCUGUGCGAUGUCGCGCUGUGCCAUUGGCGUCUCAUUUCCUACGGUCAUCCUGAAUGUUUCAUAGUUCUCGUCCCCACCC